UGUUUUCAUUAUAUUUCUCCCAUCAAGCUAUUCCUGAAAGCUCUUAACUUUGUAUUUAUUUUAUUUUCACCACAAAAAUGAUGCAUCUCAUGAAACAAUUUGAAUAUCUCAAGAUACAACUGAAAGCUAUAAAGUUGGCAACCAACAAUUUCGCUAAUGAAAACUGCAUUGGUAGGGGUGGUUUUGGAAAAGUAUACAAAGGAGAGCUUGUUCAUUACAAGGGGCAAGAAAUUGUUGCCAUAAAACGAUUAGAUCCUGUAUUUGGGCAAGGAAACCCUGAGUUCUGGAGGGAGAUUAUUAUGCUUUCUCUUUACAAGCAUGACAAUAUUGUUUCUCUAUUAGGAUUUUGUGACGAAAGUGAGGAGAAGAUCCUUGUGUACGAGUAUGCAUCCAAGAGAAGUCUUGACUUGUAUCUCAACAACCAUGAUCUAAUUUGGAUUCAUCGACUUAAUAUCUGCAUAGGGGCGGCUCGUGGGCUGGCGUACCUUCAUAAUCCCUUUGGAACCCAACAAAGAGUAUUACAUCGUGAUAUUAAGAGUUCUAACAUCCUCCUAGAUGAAAAUUGGAAUGCCAAAAUCUCAGAUUUGGGUUUGUCCAAAUUUGGUCCCGCGAACCAAGAUUACACAUUUCUCGUCACCAAUGGCGUAGGCACGAUCGGGUAUUGUGAUCCAUUAUAUAUGGAAACAGGGUUAUUAACAAAGGAGUCCGAUGUUUAUUCCUUCGGUGUAGUGUUGUUUGAAGUGUUGUGUGGGAGGUUGUGUAUCGGCAACAAGAAUGGUAUUCAUCGGCCUUCUUUAACAGGUUUGGUGCGUCAAUACUAUUCACAAAACAAAAUAAAGGAAAUUAUUUUCGAUAAAAUAAAGGAUGAAAUAAAUCCUAAAUCUUUGGAAGCGUUCACCACCAUAGCUUAUCGGUGUUUGAGUAGAGACUUGGAAGAACGUCCAUUAAUGACCGACAUCGUAAGCAUACUAGAAAGUGCGCGUGAAUAUCAAUUGGAGCUUAAUUCAUUCGAUUUAAAAAAUAACCCAAUCCAGUCAAGUAGCUAUGAGCAAGGAGAGACAACCCAGGAGAAAAGCAGUGACAUGCUUGUAUUGAUGUUGUGUUCUAUAGGGGUUUGGGAGGGGUUUUACCCCUUGAGAAACAAGUGGAUAAGGUUACCUACAAUUCCUUGUGAAGAAAGUUUCAAUUAUUCAGAGCAAGAAUCUGUGGCCGUGGGUAGUGAAUUGCUGGUUUUUGGGCGUGAGGUGUUUGAGUUUGUGACAUGGAAGUACAGUUUUAUUAGACGACACUGGUUGAAAUGCGAUGGGAUGAAUCAUCCUCGUUCUUUAUUUGGUUCUGGAACUCUUGGAUCAAUUGCUAUUGUUGCAGGAGGGUGUGACAAAAAUGGAAAUAUUCUGAAAUCAGCUGAGUUAUAUGAUUCAUCAACUGGUAGAUGGGAAAUUUUGCCGGAUAUGCACUCUCCACGUAGAUUAUGCUCUAGUUUUUUCAUGGAUAAAAAGUUUUAUGUGAUAGGAGGGAUGACAAGUAGCACUGAUUCGUUAACUUGUGGUGAGGAAUUUGAUCUUAAUACGAAACACUGGAGGAAAAUUGAUGGGAUGUACCCUAUUAUUGUAAACAAGGUUACCCAGGCACCUCCUCUUGUUGCAGUUGUUAGUAACGAGCUAUAUGCACUUGACUAUCUGAGUAGCAUGGUUAAGAAAUAUGACAAAAACAAGAACUCAUGGGACGUUUUGGGCAGACUUCCAGUUAAGGCCAGUUCGAUGGAGGGUUGGGGUUUAGUCUUUAAGGCUUGUGGAGAUGGGCUUCUCGUUGUGUAUGGACAAAGAACUCUUGGGAAUGAAUCCCUUGUUUUAAAUUCUUGUAGUCCAAAAUCUAGGGUUGAAGAUGGUAUCUUGGAUUGGAAUGUUCUUGGUGUUAAGGAGCAAAAAUCACCAUUUAUUUACGACUGUGUUGUGAUGGAUUGCUGAGGACCUGACCAGACAAGAGACCAUAGGUUUCUUCCCUCGAAAUCCAUCUUAAUUUAUAGUUUGUUUUCGUGGCUAACUUUGUAAGUUAAUUUCAGAUGUUACAUAAUCUGCAGCAUCAUUAGUCA
Messenger RNA from Lactuca sativa (garden lettuce), 2092 nucleotides. RefSeq lists its product as uncharacterized. Gene Ontology annotation, molecular function: protein binding; protein kinase activity; ATP binding. Gene Ontology annotation, cellular component: nucleus. Lineage: Eukaryota; Viridiplantae; Streptophyta; Magnoliopsida; Asterales; Asteraceae. The record is from RefSeq and is a predicted model, not a curated record. Gene Ontology annotation, biological process: protein phosphorylation.